AUGGGCGUUCAAUCCAAGGAGGCUGUUCCACCAUGGGGACUGGCAGUCGCUGGUGCGACCGGUGCUGUUCUCGCCAACGCUCUUGUAUACCCGCUGGACAUUGUCAAGACGCGUCUGCAAGUCCAAGUAAAGAGAAAGCCGAAUGAUGUAUCCACUACCACCAACGACCGACAUUACGAAGGCACCCUGCAUGCAAUCAACUGUAUCAUCGAGGACGAAGGUCUAGCAGGUCUCUACUCAGGCAUGUUCGGUUCGCUUCUUGGAGUCGCAAGCACGAAUUUCGCAUACUUCUACUGGUACUCGGUUGUCCGAACCUUGUACUUGUCGCGAGUCGCCAUCCCUGGACCUCCAUCGACCGCCAUUGAGCUCAGCUUGGGUGCUGCCGCCGGAGCACUUGCACAGCUCUUCACAAUUCCAAUUGCAGUCGUCACGACGAGACAACAGACACAACCAAAGGNNGGAGACAAGAAGGGAAUGUUGGAAACAGCAAGAGAGGUCAUCAACAGUGAAGACGGUUGGACAGGGUUGUGGAGAGGCAUGAAGGCGAGCUUAGUGCUUGUUGUGAAUCCAGCCAUCACAAUGGGCAAGCCUUUCGGUUCUUUCCUCGAAGUGAUGAAGUACAUCAUUGACCACGAAGGCCCUAUGGGGCUCUUCAAGGGCAUUGGUCCUCAGAUUCUGAAAGGCUUGUUGGUACAAGGACUUCUGAUGAUGACANAAGAAAGAAUGGAACUCAUGUUCGUUCUUCUCUUCAGAUAUGUGCGCAAGCUCCGGGCAGAGAAGCUGCAAAAGGUUGCAGAGUUCGCAGCCGAAAAGGCGAAGAAAGUCGCCCCCGUCGUAAUGAAGUAG
Messenger RNA from Aureobasidium musti, 846 nucleotides. Lineage: Eukaryota; Fungi; Ascomycota; Dothideomycetes; Dothideales; Saccotheciaceae. The record is from the annotation of a GenBank genome assembly.